AUUCAUUCAGCGGCCGGCUUCCGAAGGAGGCGAGGAGAGCGUGCGCUGGCAAUACGAACUAACUAACCAGCCAGCCGUCGGGGAAGGAAGGUGUUUGUAGGCUCCCAUGACGUCCCUGCGGCCCCUCUUGGCCUCCCUGCUGGCCCUCGCCUUCACGCUGCCUCCGGGCGCCCUGGGCUCCUGGAACAAAGCCAACACCUUCUGCCACACCGUCGCCCCCGACGGCGACGGCCGCUCCCGGUUCCUGAGCUUCUUGUGGCGGCGCCCCGACGGGCUCCCGCCCGCGCUGGUCCAAAGCGCGUGGGACUCCCGGGGGCGCCUUCAGGGCUGCGCUUGGAGGGCGGAGCCGUCCCUUAUCAGCCGCUACGCGGAGCUGUGCGCGCCUCCUCCACCGACGGGGCCCGGGAGCCGUCGAUGGAGCGGCGUCCCAGGGACCCCCCACGGCAGCCCUUUGAUGCGCUUCCACUGGGGGGCGGAGCUGCAGCGACGGCUCGCCGCCUUGGACGCGCAGAAAGACUCCUGCAGGGCGCCUCCGGGGGAGACCAGAGCUGGCCGUCGGGGGGUAUUGGAGGAUCGGGGGCACAAGCGGGUCCGGAGGGGUUGGACGAUGCCCGGGACGCUUUGGUGCGGAGCUGGCGACUCGGCAGGGAACUUCACUGAACUGGGUAAGGAUAGUUGGAAGCGGGGCGAGGGCGGCGGUGAUGUUCGUGUGAUGGAAAUGGGAUGGAUUCAGUUUUGGCUGGCGUCGGAUGGGUACAGGGGUGCCAACUUGAAAAAAAAUAUUGUGGGGUAAGCCCCACCCCGCAUAAUCGAUCACAUGACGCAGUGCGCACACGCACAAUUUGAAUGGGAAUGCCCAUCAACUUUAUCGGGGUCCGGCCCCCUCAAAUAUUUUAUUGUGGGGGUCAAAGCUCCUACAAUCAUAGGAGUUGGCUCCUUUGACCGCAAGAGCAGCUGAUUUCAAAACGGUCCUGGAACGUGGAGAACUAAGAAAGAGUUUCUGAGCAAUUGCAGAGCGUUGCUCCUAUCCUGCUGAGUCAGUGCCGCCAACCGGGAGAUUUCUUUGGAAGAAGGAACAGGCGCUGUCUCCAGACAAAACAACUGUAGCUUUGAAGCUGGAAGGCUGAUUCUGGAGGCUGAUCAGUUAUUGUGCUUAUAGCUUCUUCCUCUUCUUCUUUUAAAAGUCUAUUCUUCUAUAAUAUGAAACUAUUCUGUGCAGCUCAUGCGGGAUUGGGGGCAUAUGAGCUAUUAUUCAGGCACUAGGCAACUUUCAUACAACGCACGACUGACUUGCGGAACUCACUGCCACUAAAUGUGGUUGGUGUCGCAUAAGUUUAGAUGGCUUCGGAAAGGAUGGGCUGCAAAAUUAGUUUUAGGGCAGGUCCCUGCAGGUCAUUAACUCUGACUCCCCCUACUAUUGGCCUCCACCCUGUUUGUGAUGGCGCAGGAGGCCAAUAGUAGGGGGAGCCAGAGUUAAUGACCUGCAGGGCCAACUUAAUUCUAGCUUUCUUCCUGCCCUCCUCCUCCUUGCUGAGCUCAAGGAGGGCAAUAUUGAGAGGAGGAAGCUGGGAGGCAGGGCCACCCCCUGGAACAGCUGAAAGUCCAAAGGCAGGCAGGUGAGGGGGGUGACAGGGGCCAGACUGAUGGGGCAGUGCCCCAUUUGCCCUAAUGCACCUGCUAUUCAUCCAGUGUGGGGAGAAGACAAAAAUGGAAUCUAGGAAGCUGCCUUAUCUGGAGUCAGAUUAUACUAGACUAUACUAGCAGUAGCUCUUCCAGGUCUGUCUUCUCCCACUCCUAUCUGGAGAUACUGGGGAUUGAACCUGUGACCUUCAGCAUGCAAAGCAGGGACUCUGCCACUGAGCCACCACAGAACUUCUCUUGAGCCACCGCCUCUGAUGCACAUCUGAGUUCAUCCAGGACCUGGAUUUCAUUGCACCAUCAUGUCUUUCAGAUUUUUGGGUACCAAAAGUUAAUGUUAGUUUGGAACAGAUAACAACUAUGUUGCCUAACGCCCGGUUUAGUUGACAAUGCCUUUAUUGCUUCAUCACUUUUGAUGUUUGCCAUCUGGGACUUGUUUGGGAAGAAGGGCUGGGUAUACAGUAAAUCAAAUACAUUUCAUAAGGAUCCUUUGGCAAAAGCUCUUUCCACUGUCGAAAGAGCAGAACUGUUGCUUCUCAUGUGCCACAGUGCGCACAUCCGAGACCACAAGGGGGCAGUGGUGGUAUCGCCGUUCUCCGUUUUUUUAAUUGCUGCUACUCCAGAGCCAUGAUUGGGGGUGCGGGCAUUGCAAGUCUUGUUGGUGGUGGGGUGAGCAGCGGGUACAAGGAGGGAGGACAGUUCAAAUGCCCUUGGGUUCAUCAAAUGAAGAAUGCUCCCUCCCACCAAAUUCAAAUAUCCUGUUAGAUGGCACUGUAGUUCGUUCAGCCCCAAAUGCAGCAAUAAAGUAAAGGUAAAGGGACCCCUGACCAUUAGGUCCAGUCGUGACAGACUCUGGGGUUGUGGCGCUCAUCUCGCUUUAUUGGCUGAGGGAGCCGGUGUACAGCUUCCAGGUCAUGUGGCCAGCAUGACUAAGCCGCUUCUGGCGAACCAGAGCAGCACACGGAAACGCCGUUUACCUUCCCACCAGAGCGGUACCUAUUUAUCUACUUGCACUUUGACGUACUUUCGAACUGCUAGGUUGGCAGGAGCAGGGACUGAGCAAUGGGAGCUCACCCCAUCGCGGGGAUUUGAACCGCCGACCUUCUGAUUGGCAAGCCCUAGGCUCUGUGGUUUAACCCACAGCACCACCCGCGUCCCUAAAUGCAGCAAUAAUGCACCCCAAAUGCAGUAUUUGUGAGCUGCAAUACUGUGAUUCUGGGCUUAGCGUCCAAGGAAUUUGUGUGCUGUCCUUUUCACCUUUCCAUCUCCAGAGUGAUUUUUGCAGCCAUGAAGACUAGAAACGUGUUUGUAUUUGAGAUUCUUGGUGCUCCAGUGAGAUUAAAGAUUGCCUCCAGCAUUUGGGAGCGGGGACGAUCAGUUUAGGAACACAGUUCUCUGCAUUGUAUUGCAGCAUCUUAUUAAGCAAACCGGUAUGAUGUCAUUUUGCAAGUGGGCAGCACAGACAGAACCAGAUGGGAAAGAAGGUUCAAUCAGCUGGGAGAAAACCCUCUGGCGGUAGUAGUGUAUAGGGCUUCCGUGGUAGCUUUGUCAGUUUGCCAAUUAAGGUGUAAAAAUCCUUGAUGCACACAAGUACAAUGGACUCUUUGCUCAUUUCAUUGUCUACAAACAAGGGUUGUUUCCUGUCCAGAUUAACCCCUUAUUUUCCUCUUCUACUCUACCGUCAUGGGCAAUAUUAUGGUUUACAACAUCGUGAUGUAUCACCACAUCGUGAUUGGCUGGCUUUGCGGUUUUUCCGCACAUUGUGAUUUUUGUAUGGCACACACACAUAAUCAUGAUUUGUAAUAUAUUGCCAGGUCAAAAAAUAUGAACCCGCUAUCACAGUAUGGACUUCAAACUGGUUUUGGAUAUUUUGCCCAGCCCUAGCCAUGUAGCUGCUGUAGGAGUCACUGUUGCUUCAAGCACUGUGGCACCUACUCUGAGUAGACAAGAUCUCCGCAUUUGUGCUGUGGAUGCACCCCCCCCGAUCACUAGAGCAGCCUUUGAUAAUCGGGUGCCUUUGGGUGGACUACAACUCCCAUGAGCUGCAGCCAAUGGUAGCCCUGCUAUCAUACGGCUAGGGGUGGCACGAUCAGGAAUAAAUGUUGUGAGCGUCUUCUUCCCCCAGGCGUCUCCUUGCUCCUGUGGUCACUACACCCAGCCCUUACGCGGCCACAAGCUCUGGAGCUCUUGCACCCUUCCUUAGCCUGAUCUCAGCAUUUUCUCUUGCAGGCGUCUUCCAAGGCCCAGACGUGUGUUGUCGGGAGCACGACAUGUGCGAAGCUCAGAUCUCUGCGCUGGGCUACAAAUUCGGGAUGCGCAACUUCCGCCUGCACACAAUAUCUCACUGCGAGUGUGAUGAGCGGUGAGUAUUGGGUGGCGCUGGUCUAGAGCAUGGCUCUUGCUCAGUGCCGGAUUUACGUAUAAGCUGAACAAGCUAUAGUUUAAGGCCCCACUCUCUUGGGGGCCCCAAAAAAAUUUAAAGGGGAAAAAACUGGAUGUACAUUUCCAAAAUAUAAGAUAAACAACAAAUAAAAUAAAACCUACAUACAGCAACAGUGUUUUGUGUUGCGUAGGCUCCUAUGAUGUAAGUAAUGGGCCCCGCCUGCUAGCCUGCUCCCUAAAAUAUCACUGGUUUGCUCAUUUCUAUAUAUAGGGUGCCUGCAUUCUGCAUGGGUCGCGGGUGGCGCUGUGGGUUGAACCACAGAGCCUAGGACUUGCCAAUGAGAAGGUCGGCGGUUCGAAUCCCCGCGACGGGGUGAGCUCCUGUUGCUCGGUCCUUGCUCCUGCCAACCUAGCAGUUCGAAAGCACAUCAAAGUGCAAGUAGAUAAAUAGGUACUGCUCCGGCAGAAAGGUAAACGGUGUUUCUGUGCGCUGCUCUGGUUCAUGCUUAGUCAUGCUGACCACAAGACCUGGAAGCUGUACGCUGGCUCCCUCGGCCAAUAAAGUGAGAUGAGCGCCGCAACCCCAGAGUAGGCCACAACUGGACCUAAUGGCCAGGGGUCCCUUUACCUUUACCUUUACAUUCUGCAUGGACUGGUUACAUGGCAACAUGUGCAAAUGGCUUUAGAUACCUAUUAGGUCCAUAAAUUACCAUAUAGAGUAUAUCCAACACAAAAAACAGUGACAAUUUGUUGUUGACAAAGGACAGCUGGACAUAUAAAGGGCCCCAUUACCUUCAGUAGCUUAGGGCCUUGUCAAACCUAAAUCCGGCUCUGCUCUCACUUCGGAUGCCAGAAGCCCCAAAUCUUUAACCCUGCAUGAGGUUUUUCUUUCUUUAGCUAUUUUGCACCAUGCUCCAAAGGCCUGCAGUUCAGUCUCCAGCACAGACUGAAAUGGAACUUGAUUUAUCAGCCCAGACAAGACCUCUCUGCUUGAGGCCUUUUAAAGUUGGGUUGGAGCAGGGAAAUGAAAGACGAGCUGGUCGAAGCCUCCAUGACACACUGGGCAAUAGAUAUAAGGCACAAUAUAGGUUUUAAGCUCUGGGGGAAACUUUGGAAAAGCGAUUUGAAGUUUACAGCAGGUUACUCUUUGAAGGAGAACUACUUGAAAAUGAUUUACAGAUGGUAUUUAACUCUGAGUAGGCUUGCUAAGAUGUAUAAGACUGAAUCAGGUAAGUGCUGGAGAUGCAAAUAGGUCGAGGGUACAUUCUUUCAUAUGUGGUGGACCUGCAAAAGGAGAAGAGUAUUGGGAAAUAAUCCAUAAUGAAUUGAAAAAAACCUUUAAAAGUACUUUUCCAAACAAAAAAACCCAGAGUCCUUUUUGUUGGGGAUAAUUCAGACUGAAAUUCCCAGGUGUCAAAAAAGGUUAUGUAUGCCACUACUGUGGCCUGUGUUUUGUUAGCCCAAAAAUGGAAAAGGAGUGAGGUCCCAACUAAUGAAAAAUGGCAGCUUAAGCUGACAGAAUAUGCACAGCUUGCAGACGUAAUAUAUAGAAUGAGAGAACAAGAAGAACAUACAUUUAGAAAAGAUUGGAAAAUGUUUAUUGAAUAUAUGGGAGAAAACUGUGUACACCUGAAAAUGCUGGCAGCAUUAAGAUAAAUUCAACAGUGUGAAUACGUUUUGAUGGAUGAAAUAAUGGAAUACUGAAUGGUAUAGCUUUUGUAAAGUAUGCAGGGGUUUAUGUUAUGCAAAAUGAACCAUGGAAAGAGAAGAAGGGAAGUCACUGAUAUUUUAUGGAUAUUUUAUGGAUGAGUAUUUUAAAUUGUAAAAUAGAAUACACACACACACACACACACACGUACUUUUUCAUGUAUAAGAGUAUAUUUUUCCCUACAUUUUUGAAGUUUAAAAUAAGGGGGCGUCUUAUACACGGAUAGUGCAUUUUCUUAAUUUUGAGUUCCCCAAAAAUAGGGGGCGUCUUAUACAUGGGGGUGUCGUAUACACGAAAAAUAUGGUGUAUUCAUCAUCCCUUUCUCGCAGUGGCCAGCCAGAUGCAUGUUGGGAAACUCUCAAGCAAGACUUCUGCACAUGAGCUCCCUUCCCUCCUGUGGUUUCUAGCAUUCAGAAGCCUUACUGCCUCUGAAUGAGGAGGAAGUGCACAGAAUGAUUGUAAAUGGUUCGAUACAUAUUCUGCUCCAGCAGACUUUCCCAGCUGGGUGAAUAGCUAGUCCGUUAGGGUGAAGGGGGUGCUAUCCCAUCGAACUGUGCCUUCGGCAAGCCCCCUUCUGACCUCAAACCAAUCCAGGGGGUGGUUUUGCCUAUCGGCUUUCUCCUGCAUCUCAUCAGCGCUGCCUAGACUCUGUAUGGAGGAAGACGGGGCAAAACUAGUAUGAAUUUGCUCUGCCUUCCUUUGGUUCUGGCGCCCCCUACUGCUGGACUCCCUGCCUUCUGCCCAAUGGGCAUGAGCCUCCAAUGGGUGCCCACUUCAUAUUGUUUUUAAACAUAUAUUCUAUAAUUAAAAAAAUAAUUAGGCCAUAUGUGGAAUGUGAUCAAUAAAAUAUCAGUAAUAAUAACAAAGUGGAAGCUUUGAAGUUGUCCUGUGUGACAGGCUAGCCUGCCAAGAAGGGAUUUGGGGAGGGCUAAGGAGAGACCCGCAUCCCUGUCUCUCUCCCAUGCCAAUUGCCCUGUAUAAACCAGCACUGAUGGUCGCUCCGCUUCCAUUGACAGGUUCAAGCAGUGCCUGUUGGAUCAAAACGACACCAUCUCCAACCUCGUGGGCAUCAGCUUCUUCAACCUACUGGAGAUUCCCUGCUUUGUCCUGGAGAACUCUGAGCAAUGCCUGGAAUGGCAUUGGUGGGGAGGGUGAGUGUUUGGCUCUCUCUGGUCUUCCCUGACUGUAGGGGGCUUGCUUUCCCUCUAGGUGGCGUUCAUCUUAUUUUACCCUGUGCACUGAACAGGGUAAUUAUAUAUAUCUAUAACUUUGUAUUUAUAUCCUUUUUACUUUUUAUCUAUCUAUCUAUCAUCUGUCUAUCUAUUUACAGUGGUACCUUGGUUCUCAAACUCGAUCUGUUCCAGAAGUCCAUUCCAAAACCAAAGCGUUCCAAAACCAAGGUGCACUUUCCCAUAGAAAGUAAUGCAAAAUGAAUUAAUCCAUUCCAGACUUUUAAAAACAACCCCUAAAACAGCAAUUUAACAUGAAUUUUAUUGUCUAAUGAGACCAUUGAUACAUAAAAUGAAAGCAAUAAUCAAUGUACUGUAUUAUUACAUUAUUAUUUUUUCUUACCUGCACUGAUGAUAGUCAUUGUUUGGAUGGGGGGCUUUUAUCCACUUUUAUCCAUGCAGUCACACAAUCAAUCAGUAGCUGACCUGGAUUCCACACAGUCACAAAAAACCAAUUUGUAAUGGUUCUAGGGGUUGCUCGUGCGUAAGCAGGUGCCUAUCUCCCCGGCUGGGUGCAAACCCCUGGCUGGGUUGCCAAAGUGAACCUUUUCUGUCCGGACAGCCACUCACCCGUGGCUGACUCAAUCGCUGGCAGAAUCCGUCAGUGGGCGUUUCUUAAACUUCUUCCAGCAAAGAAGCUCUUUGACGCCUAGUCUCCUCCUACUCUCUCUGCGCAAAAGCCUUCUGCGCAAGGAGGGCGUGGGCAGCGGAGGACCCCUACUCUCCCCGCUGGUCCCAGGCAAGGAGUCAUGGGACCGCCUCCCCGCUUCCCCCAUCUGCCCCCCUUCUCCACUGGUGCUACGCUGAUUCUCUUCCCCAGAAGAUGGGCUGCUUCUCCCAAUCCCGGGACGCUCUCUGGAAUCCCUCUGGCUUUUGCUCUCUCCCUCCGGCACUGAUGGCAGUUCCCUGACACAAUUAACCAAAAAAGUCUCAAAAACAAAAACGCCAAAUAGCAAAAACAAAAGCACCAAACUUUAUCUGUUCCGGAAGUCUGUUUGACUUCCAAAAUGUUCGAAAACCAAGGUGCAGCUUCUGAUUGGUGUAGGUGCCCCGGAAACAAUAGCCGACAGCCACAUCAGGCGUUCGAGAACCGGAACACUUUCUUCUGGGUUUUCGGCGUUUGAGAACCAAGGUGCCACUGUAUCUGGUUUUUCAGAUUAAAAUUUCACAGUCACAUAUCCAACAUAAAAAAAAGAUUCCAAGGCAUCUCUUGGACUUCCCUCCUCCCCUUUGUGGGUCCUGUUGUUAAUCAUUUCUUCCUGCAUCUUUUAUGAUAAUCCAAAUCUUUUACCUCUACAUUGUGUCCAAAAUUCACCAUUAAACUACAAGUGAUAUUCCAAUCCUAAUAACAAUUUUAACUCUUUACAAUGGUCUUUAAGAUACGUUAAAAAUUUUCCCCAUUCCUUAAUACAAUUUGGUCUUCCUGAUUUCUGAUUCUUCCGAUCAUUUUAGCCAUUUCAGCAUAACCCAUCGACCUGAUCUGCCAUUCUUCUCUGGUAGGGACUUUAUCUUCUUUUUAGUUUUCAAUAACGGAUAUAUUUUCAAAAAUGCCUGAAGCAGUAUAUUAUUUAAAAGGCCUGUUGCUGGCCUGGAUUCACACGCAUCAUUGGUGUUAGAAGUGGGAUUAAAAGUCGAGACGUCUCUCCUGGUCUUAACUCCUCCUCCACCACCUUGCCUUUCCAGGUGCAAGGAGUAUGGCCUGAAGCCACUGGCUCGCUUAGUGGAGCAGAGCCACUACCAUGCAGCCUUGCCAUACGUCGAGAGCUCCAGCCCUGCCACGCCUCCACCCCCACCCAAAAGGCAUUGGGGCAGGGGCAGGAAGCACGGCGGGAAGAAGAACCAGAAACACCCGAAACAUCCAGAACAGGAUGCCUCAGAAAGCCUGCGGCCGCACCCGGUACGCCCAGGCGCCUCGGGUUCUGUGACUCGGCCAAUCCUGACCUCCAAGCCAGAUAGGAUCGCACACUUCCCAGUACGCACCAGUCCAGGAGCGGUCUCCGUGAACAAGGGGAGAGUGCCUUUGCCACCCACCCUCAGGACUAAGUCAAAACCAGACUUGUUCAGGUCAGGAGGCAUUCACACGACGGCACGUUCAGAUGUGCAGCAAACUGGUGCGAUCGCCACAAGGCUACCCAACGAGGCAGGGCAGGAAGCAGUGUCGCCGUCUAACGCCAGCAAACACAACCGCACUCGUAAACCGGGUAAACUAGGUGAGUAAAUGGCUGGUGGGGGGGUUGUGUCUGUGCUUUCUGGCAGGGGGUGGUUUUUAGGAGGUCCCCUAAUGUAGAAGUAUUUGGGAAUGGGGUGGGGAGCAAGAGAGCAGAUCGUGAGGGAGAGCGUUCCCCCCCUCACCCGACUGUCUUAGAAUAUGAAUGGUCUUCUAUCCCCCCCCCCAAUUUUUAUUAAAUUUUCUCUUUUACAUUUUGGAGCAUUCAUUUAAACAACCUUAAAAUAUCAAUGGCUUCCUUUCUUCUGUUUCCAUGGUUCAUUUUGCAUAACAUAAAUCCUUGCAUAUUUUCUAUAAACCAAACCAUUCAGUAUUCCAUUAUUAUAUCUAUCAAAACUUACUUACACUGUUGAAUUUAACCUCAGUGCUGCAAGAGAUUCAGAAGUCUUCUAAAGGUUGUUUAGUUACUUGUGUAACUCCAUACCCUCCAGUAUUUCUCCGAUGAAAAUAGGGACAUCCUAAGGAAAUGCGGGACAUUCUGGAAUCAAAUCAGAAACCGGGACGGCUUCUGUAAAUCCGGGACUGUCCCUGGAAAAUAGAGGGCACUUGGAGGGUCUGCAGGGGCUUGACUACUACCUCUGGGAUUGUGGGUUCCUCCUGGUUUUAACUGUUUCCCGCUUGCCUCGCCAGCCCGGUCGCGAAGCUGCAGCUGCUACCGACGCCUGGACCAGUGCCCGUACAGGAUCGGGCCCAACGAGGUCAAAUAUCAGCUGCAUAAUGUGGACUCCCGCACCCUCUUCCACUGCAACUGCACCCGCAGGUAAGUGCAGGUGUUUUCCUCCCCCCCACCCCAUCCAAAUUGCACCAUCCCUGGGGCCGAGCAGCUGAACUGAUGGGGAGGAAACCGCUGGGAAGGAGGCCCCAUAGCCUGUAGACUUGGAGGAGGCGGGGUCUUGUAGGACACACCCAUUUCAACCUGUUUCUUGGGGCGCUUUCAUCUGAUGGUGGUCCAACCUUCCUUGGAAGACUUCCAGCGAGGGAGACUCUAUCAGGUGGCAGAGGAACCAAACCCCAUGGCAGGUUGCCAGGAACGAAUAAGACCAGUGCCAGAUUUACAUGUAAGCUAAACAAGCUAUAGCUUAGGGCCCCACUCUCUUGGGGGCCCCCAAAAAAAUUAAAGGGAAAAAACCCUGGAUGUACAUUUCCAAAAUAGAAGAUGAAAAACAAAUCAAAUAAAACUUAUAACAGCAACAGUGUUUUGUGUUGUGUAGGCUCCUGUGAUGUAAGUAAUGGGCCCCGCCUGCUAGCCUGCUCCCUAAAAAUAUCACUGGUUUGCUCUUUUCUAUAUAUAAUUAUUUCACUAUUAAUAUACUUCUUAAUUGUAUUUCAGUUCAACAGUUACUUUGAUAAAAUUUUGUUAUGUGCAAAUGGCUUCAGAUACCUAUUAGGUCCAUAAAUUACCAUAUAGCAUAUAUUUAACACAAAAAAUAGAGACAAUUUGUUGUUGACAAAGGACAGCUGGACAUAUAAAGGGCCCCAUUACCUUCAGUAGUUUAGGGCCUCAUCAAACCUAAUCUCUGCCCUGGAUAAGACAAGGAAAAGUCCUUACCAUCUGCUUUUUAAUUCAAUAUUAACAGAGAGAGGCUUGGGAAUGCAGCCUCUUGUAAUACAGUGGUACCUCGGGUUACAGACUAUUCAGGUUAGACUCCACUAACCCGGAAAUAGUACCUCAGGUUAAGAACUUUGCUUCAGGAUGAGAACAGAAAUCGUGAUCCGGCAGUGCGGCGGCAGCGGGAGGCCCCAUUAGCUAAAGUGGUACCUCAGGUUAAGAACAGUUUCAGGUUAAGAACGGACCUCCGGAACGAAUUAAGUUCUUAACCUGAGGUACCACUGUAAUGGUGUUAGCCUGAGUGACUCUCCACCCCCUUUUUCUCCCACUUCCUCAUUCGUCAUCUCUUCCACGGGUGGCACUGAGGGCCCUCUGCCUCUGAGCCCUCUGCUCUCCUACUUUCAAAUCUUGCCGGGUUCUUGAAUGCUUUCUAAAGACACUGUGUCCGUCAGCUGUCUCCCUUCUGGUGCUGCUGCUUCCUCCUCCUCUCCCAUUAUUCCCCAGCUUUCCCCUUUGUCUUCCUCUGAGCUGUGAUCUCCCUCAAAGCCCUGUUGUAAUUCUGAACUGUCUUCAUCUUCUCUGGAAGGGUCAGGCUGGGCAGGAGGUCUCCACCAUUCCCCUUCUGCCCAGUCCCUGACACAGAUGUUCUGCCACUGAGCUGAAGUCCUUCCCCUGAAAAUAAAGUAGAUGGUUCUGGAAAGGAAGAGCUAGAUUAAAUAGGAAGCUGCCCUAUUCCAAGCCAGACCAUUGGUCCAGCUAGUUCAGUAUAGUCUACACCAGCGGUUCUCAACCUGUGGGUCUCCAGAUGUUGUUGGACUACAACUCCCAUCAUCCCUGAGCUCUGGCCUUGCUAGCUAAGGGUGAUGGGAGUUGUAGUUCAACAACAUCUGGGGACCCACAGGUUGAGAAGGGCUGGUCUACACUGACCAGCAGCAGCAGCAGCUCUCCAGGGUUUCAGGCAGACAUACCUGAAGACGCUGGCCCUUGAACCCGGGACAACCUGCAUGCAAGGAAGGCAGACUGCCACGGGGCUAAAUCCUUUCCCUCGGCUUCCUGACCGGAGGGGUGGUGUGGGCUGGAGGUCUCUGGUUUCUAAGCCUCUUUCUCCUUGCAGGCUGGCCCGGUUCCUCCGGAGGACGAAGGGUCCCAACGAGGUGGAAGAGGAGGUUCUCUCUGGCUACGUCUCCUCCUCAUGUUUCGUCCUGCAGAGGCCUCCAGGUUGCAUGGAAGGAGAGGGCAAGCAAUCCAAGUGAGUGGCCUGUUCGUUGGGUGGCGGUUGGGUAAAAGGUGGGCUUGGGCUUCUGAAAGGGAGGCUGGAGGCGGGGCCCAAUGCAAGGCAUGUUGCUUCCCUAAGAGGCUACAGCAGCUAGAUGGGAUGGGUGUCCCUGACCGGCCCUUAUGGUUGUACAGUUGUACCUUGGAAGUCGAACAGAAUCCGUUCCGGAAGUCCAUUCAACUUCCAAAACGUUCAGAAACCAAGGCAUGGCUUCCGACUGGCUGCAGGUUUGCAGUGUUUGGGUUCCAAGUUGUUUGAGUACCAAGGCAUUUGAGAACCAAGGUAGUCGUUGAUGUACAGUAUUUUUCGCUCUAUAAGACGCACCUAGUUUUUGGAAGAGGAAAACAAGAAAAAUUAUAUUCUGAAUCCCAGAAGCCAGGACAGCCAGCAGGAUUGCAGCGCUGCGAUCCUGCUGGCUGUCUUGGCUUCAGCGACAGCAAUGUGAAGCCUCCGGAGCACAACAGGAGCUCCCGCUGCACUCCGGAGGCUUCGCGUUUCUUUCACUGAAGCCAUAGAGCCUGCAUUCGCUCCAUAAGACGCACAUACAUUUCCCAUACUUUUUAGGAGGGGGAAAGUGCGUCUUAUAGAACGAAAAAUUGAGGAAAUUAUGACUUUGCUGAAACGGCCUAGCAAAAGUCUGUGUGGCAGAGGUGAGAUUCAAACCAGGGUCCUUCCCGUUCCCAUUCCUAGCGGCGGACCCGUUCUUGAGCGUUUUUAUCCAAAACCCUUGGCAAAAAAAACCCACAAUAGAAUUCCCCGCCCCGUUUCCCCGGAGGCAGGGAGGGCUAACCUGUUCCUAUUUCUUUGCCCUCUUGCAGUUGCAUUGAUGUGGGCAGAGCCGUCCUGGCCCCUGCACGGCACCUCACCAAUCGGCUGGCACAGACGCACGGGGGCUCCCGCCUCAAGGUGAAGCGGCAGGAGUGGGCGCCCCCCAGCCAGCCUCUCCGACUGUUCGAUAAAUGCAUGCAGCUGCUGUGAAGGCGCCCACCAGACCCGGCCCCAUUGAGCCGCAGGCAGUCUUUUCCCUUUGGACACUGAUGGGGUGGGGGGAAAGACCCCAGAGUGGGUUGCAGCCGAGCUUGGCCCCCAUGAAGUGGACUGCCCUGCCUUGACCGUGGGGCUGCCUCUACUUCUGCUGAUGUCACUGAGGAUAUGAUGCCCCCCAGCCGUGCUGAGCGCAGCAGGGGAAAGGGCUUCCCUCCAGAGGCUGAGAAAUCAGUGCUAACCAGUGCUCACCAUCAGCACAACUUUGUGCAGAAGAGGCCAAGAAAUGGCCUUGUGGGGGGUGGCGUAAAAGGGCUCUCUUUGCGGAGGGUGGGUUUGUCUUGACCUGAGAACAGACUCUGCUCAUCUUCAGCAAACAAAUCGCUUCCAACCCCCUUGAGGACCCACGGGGGGACGGGGACAUUGGAUUACGUGGCAUGGAAUGGAAGUGGGAGGGGAAAGGACCUCUGGUUCCCCCCGCCAAGGAGAAAUGAGCCCCUCCUGCUCCUUAACGCUCUUCCUGCUCCCUUUCCCUUAAUGGUGUAUUUAUUAAGAAAGCUCUUGCUGCGUGUUUUGUAGGAUGUUGUCGACUUGCAGCUGGACGCACCCCAAAGUCUGCACCCUUGCUUAUAAUUUAUUGGGAGGGGGGUUGGUUCUUGCUGCAGCUACUGUAAAUAGUGUACUAAUGAAUAAAAGUGCUUUUUCUGUAUG
This is a messenger RNA of Podarcis lilfordi (Lilford's wall lizard), 13704 nucleotides long. The record is from the annotation of a GenBank genome assembly. NCBI's taxonomy places the organism in Eukaryota, Metazoa, Chordata, Lepidosauria, Squamata, Lacertidae.